Molecule: messenger RNA, 870 nt
Organism: Cladocopium goreaui
Lineage: Eukaryota; Dinophyceae; Suessiales; Symbiodiniaceae
Source: the annotation of a GenBank genome assembly
AUGGCCUCGCCCCAUGGCCUCACGUUCACCGCGAACGGCUUUUCGCCCAGCAACUGGGAGACCUGGGAGGAAGUCCCUUGCGACGCGAAGGACACAGUGCAGGACGCGGUUCAGGCAGACUCCUGGUCCUGGACUGAACCUUUGAUUCAAGCCUUGCAGCGCGUCCAAAAACUUCAGGGCACCGGCCGAACGGAGCUGAGCUUUGAGGCGUUGAAGCUGCAGAGCCUGGAGCCCUUCCUGGAAGUGCAGGCUUUGCCGCGGCAGCUGACGAAGCUGUCCUUGCGCGACAAUCCUUGGCAAGAUCCAGCACUGCUGUUGUCUCAGCUUCAGCCCUUGCAUCAGUUGAUUUCUUUGGAUCUCUCCAAGUGCCGCCUGGACUCCCUGACCAACUUGCCGCGGCUGCAGCUGCGCCAUCUGCGGCUGGAGGAGAAUCAGCUGCGAUCCACGCUGGGCAUCGCCGGUUGCCCCCGGUUGCUGGAGGUGUCUCUGGCCCGAAAUCGCCUCAACUCCACUGAGCAGUUGGAGACCCUUCUGGAGCUUCGGGUUUUGGACCUGGCCGAGAACUGCUUGACGUCCAGUCAGCGCUGUUUGAGGCCCCUAGCAGCUUGCACCCAGCUCUCCGAGCUGCAUCUGCAGGGAAAUCCCUUGGCCAAAGAUGGAAAUCCCCUGCGGAGCCUCUUUCCUUCGCUGGAGACCUUGGACUCACGUCCCCUCCGCCGAAGCCGCGGGGGUGUUGCCACCCCCGUGGUGCCUACGGCGGUACCUGCGCCGCGGGGCCCGUGGCGCGACGACGGGGCGGUGGCGACGGAGUACCUGGGGAAGACGAAGAGUUAUGCCAGGCGAAGGGGGGGCUCAAGUAGAGCUCGGUGA